UAGAGUGAAUCAUGAAAAGUCGUUCUCACAGACGAUAGCAUCGCUCUCAAAGCUGGAAGAACUAUCUAUUAAAAUGGAUGAAUUGACUCCUUGUGUGUGGGAGGCUCUCCGUGGUCUGAAUAUCAAGAGUCUGACUCUGAGCAGUAUGAAGUGGGGAGAGUGGCAUGCAGAGUCGUUGACUCAGUCGCAAUCAUCACUCAAGAGGCUGGAAACACUUGAUAUUACAAUGGAUGAAUUGACUCCUUGUGUGUGGGAGGCUCUCCGUGGUCUGAAUAUCAAGAGUCUGACUCUAAGCAGUAAGGAGUGUGGAAAGUUGCACGCAGAGUCGUUGAAUCAGUCGCCAGCAUCGCUCAAGAGGCUGGAAACACUAGAUAUUACAAUGAAAAACUGGACUCCUUGUCUGUGGGAGGCUCUCCAUGGUCUGUAUAUCAAGAGUCUGACUCUGAGCAGUAAGGAGUGGGGAGAGUUGCAUGCAGAGUCGUUGACUCAGUCGCUAUCAUCACUCGAGAGGCUGGAAACACUUGGAAUUGGUGUGACUGAAGACAGUCCUGGUCUGUGGAAGGCUCUCCAUGGUCUGAAUAUCAAGAGUCUGAAUCUGGGUGGUUGGGAGGGGGAAGGAUUGAGGAUAAAUCCUUCACAGUCGUUGUCUCAGUCGCUAUCAUCGCUCAUGAGGCUGCAAAAACUUGAUAUUCAUGUGGCUGAAGAUAGUACUGGUCUUUGGGAGGCUUUCUAUGGCCUUAAUAUAAAUAAGCUGCGUGUGUUUUGUAAGGGUAGAGUAAAGUAUAAAGAGUCGUUGUAUCAUUUGCUACAAUCGCUUACACGGCUGGAAACACUUAGUAUUGGUGCGGAUGAAGCCUGUCCUGGUUUGUGGGAGGCUCUCCAAGGUUUGAGUGUCAAGAGUCUGACUAUUAAAGGUGAGAACAAAGGUUUCGAAUUAAAUCAUACAGAGUUGUUGUCUCAGUCACUAUCAUCGCUCACACUGCUUGAAACACUCGAUAUUAGUGUAGAGUAUUGGAGUACUGGUCUGUGGGAGGCUAUCCAUACUUUGAAUAUCAAGACUCUGAGUCUGAUUCUACAUAGGAAUGGGUGGACCGAUUUGCGUUCAGAGUCGUUGUCUAAAUCACUUUCAUCUCUCACACGUCUAGAAACUCUAGAUGUUAGUGUGUAUGUAUACAGAAGUUUACCUUGGAAGGCUCUCCAUGGUCUGAAUAUCAAGAGUUUGAGACUGAGUCUGAGACUGAUACUGAGUAGUGAAGAUUUGCAAGCAGAGUCGUUGUAUCAGUCAUUAGCAUCGCUCACACAGCUAGAAACGCUUAGUAUUGAAUUAGAUCCAGACAGCCGUGGUCUAUGGAGAGGUAUCCAUGGUCUGAAUAUAAAGAGACUGAGCCUAGAGAGUGAGGAGUGGGGAGGUUUGCAUAAAGAGUUGAUGUCCUUGUCACUUUCAUCGCUCACACAGCUGGAAACUCUUUGUAUUGAGAUGGAGUGUGAUAAUCCAGGUCUGUGGGAGGCUGUACAUGGUCUGAAUAUUAAGAGUCUGAGUCUGAGUGGUUUGUGGAAACGUACUGGAAUUGACGUGAAGCAUACAUUGUCGAUGGCAAAGACACUUGCAUCGCUCAUUCAUCUAGAAACACUUAGUAUUGAUGUGGAGCAUGAGAGUCUUGGUCUCUGGGAGGCUCUCCAUGGUCAGAAUAUCAAGAGUUUGAGUCUGAGUUGCGUGCGUAAAUCUUCCGGUAUUAAUGUGAAGCAUGCGGAAACGUUUUCUCAGUCGCUAUCAUCACUCACACAGCUGGAAACAUUAACACUACAUGUCCAUACAUACAUCGCACUGCAGGUACCUCAAUCAUUGAAGUAUUUAAAUAUCUACUCUGACACAAUGCUUCCAUCCAAAGUGCGCGAACUUGUGGACUCACUGGCUAUAUAUACUCAUUCAAUUGGGAUUAAGCUAGAAUUUGGUUGUGCUUCUAGUAUUGAUCCCCCAGAACGAAUCCCAGUUCAGGAAUACAUUCCAUUUCAACAGGAACUUGCUGCACGGAAAAAUGUUGCAAUGAAACGAUUCCGAAUAUAUGAAUGGCUUGAUUCUGCCGGUUAUGCCAUGUCUGUACGUGACAUUGGUGAUGUUGAUGACGUUGCUAGCGAUAUCCUUGAAGAUGAUGUUUAUAAACGAUUUGCACAAUAUAUCGAUCGUUACAUAAUCAAUCGAAUUUCAAUACUCAUUGAGAUAAGUCCAGGCUCAAUAUCUUGAAUUAGUGUUUGUUUUUGGUGGAUACUAUAUUAAUAUGAACCUUGUUGUAUAUUAAAUUUAUAUUGUAAAAAUUGAAACUGUUUUGACAUGUGGCGUAUAAUACUUUUUUAUGUUGUUUCUCUAUACAUGAAAUUGGGCUAUAACAUAUACUAGCUUAAUGUGUUGUUGACUUUUCGACGAUAGGUGUUACAAGAAAAUAUGGUAGAAACACACUAUCUUCCUAUUUCAAAACGGUUUUAGUCUAAUGUAUGUUGACAUUCAAUCACAUUAUAUACAUAUGCUCAUCUCAAUCUCAAAGAUAUUUCGCCGGAGCUUUUCUCUUAUAUGUAGUUAUUAUUAAAAUCAACACAAUUGUGUAAAUACGGCUCCUAAGUCGUUAAUGUCUUGAGAUUCAAAUCAGUGAACAAAAUAAUGUUUAUUUUUGCGUCCGAGCAAGUGACAAACUACUAAACGAAAUCAAACUGUAGACAGAUAUUACGUUUAUGCUUUGUGUCAAUGUUAUUGUAUAAGUUUAAAUUCAAUGUAUGCCUUUGUUUUAAUGACUUGUACAAUUUGGAACAUGUUGAUACAAUUUUAUUAGUGCGCUUUAUAGCAUGUACAUGUUCACAUAAUUGUCAACGCAUUUGACUUCACCUAUAAAUAUUAAAUAUACAAGAUUAAUAUUUCUUCUUUAAUAAAUAUAUAAUUCAAACU
Messenger RNA from Dreissena polymorpha, 2935 nucleotides. RefSeq lists its product as uncharacterized. NCBI's taxonomy places the organism in Eukaryota, Metazoa, Mollusca, Bivalvia, Myida, Dreissenidae. The record is from RefSeq and is a predicted model, not a curated record. The transcript has 2 exons. Bases 74 to 2242 code for a protein of 722 amino acids.